Trematomus bernacchii (emerald rockcod) is the source of this 1988-nucleotide messenger RNA. RefSeq names its product adaptor related protein complex 4 subunit beta 1 (gene ap4b1). Gene Ontology annotation, molecular function: clathrin binding. Gene Ontology annotation, cellular component: membrane coat. The record is from RefSeq and is a predicted model, not a curated record. Gene Ontology annotation, biological process: vesicle-mediated transport; intracellular protein transport. Lineage: Eukaryota; Metazoa; Chordata; Actinopteri; Perciformes; Nototheniidae.
AAGUGCGAACGGUGUAAACAAUCGAGUCAUGGAAAUAGGAAUGAAGCCCCCAAUUUAAAGUAUUAAAUGUCUUUAAAAGUAACAUUUCUUCUGAUUAAGAAUAGUGUAAUGUCGCAGGUGAUAUUUUAAAUUAACACAGUGUGGGCUGCUGCGUGUGUCCGCCAUGCCGUAUCUGGGCAGUGAGGACACGGAGCGGGAGCUGAGGAGGGCUCUGUGUAACCCCCACAUCCAGUCCGACCCGCUGCGAUACCGGAACACCGUGCUCAAGGUCCUCCGGGCGAUGUCUCAGGGUGUGGAUGUGUCCGGCCUGUUCAGUGAGAUGGUGAAAGCGUGUGCCACAGCGGACAUCGUCCAGAAGAAACUGGUCUACGUGUUCCUGUGUUCCUACGCCGCUCUGAACCCCGAGCUGUCUCUGCUGGUCAUCAACACGCUGAGGAAGGACUGCCAGGACCCCAACCCCAUGGUGCGCAGCCUGGCCCUCAGGAACAUGACCAACCUCCGGUUGCCCAGUCUGGUGGAGUAUGUGGAGCAGCCUCUGACUGCAGGCCUGAGGGACAGAGCGGCCUGUGUUCGACGCGUGGCUGUCCUCGGCUGGGCCAAAAUACACAACCUCCAACCCAACUCUGAGACAGACGCCGCGGUGGUGAACGAGCUGUACACCCUGCUGAGGGACCCGGACCCCGUGGUGAUGGUGAACUGUCUCCGAGCUCUGGAGGAGAUCCUGAAGGAGGAGGGGGGGGUGGCUAUUAACAAACCCAUCACCCAUCACCUGCUCAACAGGUUGAAGGAGUGUGACGUCUGGGGUCAGUGUGAGGUCCUGAGGGUCCUGCAGCGCUACCGGCCUCAGACCGAGGACGAGCUGUUUGACAUCCUGUCCCUGCUGGACGCCUCGCUGGUCAGCCCCCACCCCCCCGUCAUGGCCGCCACCCUCAGCCUCUUCCUGGGGCUCUGCUCGGCCCUGCCUGCUGUCGGGCUGGCGGCCCUGGAGCGAGUGCGGGCCCCCCUGCUGACUGCCUGCGGAAGCCCCUCCAGAGAGAUGAGGCUCACCGCCCUGUGCCACAUACAGCUGCUGCUGCGGUCUCUGCCUGGCCUGAUGGGGGCGCACUACAAGCGUUUCUUCUGUGGCUACGCAGAGCCAGCCUACAUCAAGCAGAGGAAGAUGCAGGUGCUGGUGGAGCUGGUGAAUGAUGACAAUGUUUCAAUGAUACUGGACGAGCUGAGAGGGUACUGCACCGACGUGAACACUGACACCGCCCAGGCUGCCAUCUCAGCCAUAGGUGGAAUUGGGCGGAGCUACAGCGACAGAUGUCUGGAGAUCCUCACUGGACUGCUGGGGCUCAAACAGGAACACAUCACUUCUGCCGUGGUGCAGACCAUGCGAGACCUGGUGUGGGUGUGUCCUCAGUGCAGCGACACGGUGUGUGAGGCUCUGGAGGGCUGCGAGGACACGCUGCAGGACAGUCAGGGCAGGCAGGCCUUGCUGUGGCUGCUGGCUGUGUAUGGGGAGCGGGUCUCCAGCGCCCCAUACACGCUGGAGGUGUUCAUUGAUGGAGUGAGGAGCGAGACGUCUGUGGGAGUCAAGAUGGAGCUGCUGACCACCACCAUGAGGCUGUUUCUGUGCCGGCCUGCUGAGACGCAAGACAUGCUGGGAAGACUGCUGCACUACUGCAUAGAGGAGGAGACAGACAUGUGCGUGCGUGACCAAGGGCAUCUCUACUACCGCCUGUUGCAUCGUGGGAUAGAAGAGACACAAAAGGUCCUCCAGGGACGGAGGUCAGACCCUUCCCUGGGUGUUCUGAUUGGCCGCCCUGCGGAGCCCGUCAGCCAGUGGGCGUGCAGCUUUAACACUCUGGACCCUCUGAAGCAGGGCCCUGUAGAGACAGAGCCCCCCAGCAGAGGAAGCCCUGAACAUGUGACCUUUGACCCCAAGCCUAACACCGACCUCUCAGAAACACUGGACUGUAGCCAGAUUAUGAAGCUUCAUUCAG